Molecule: messenger RNA, 824 nt
Organism: Ictalurus punctatus (channel catfish)
Lineage: Eukaryota; Metazoa; Chordata; Actinopteri; Siluriformes; Ictaluridae
Gene: glrx2
Product: glutaredoxin 2
Exons: 5
Coding region: 212-613 (133 amino acids)
Source: RefSeq, a predicted model, not a curated record
UAGCCACUGUUUUAUGUAACCUGUUAAAAUCGGAAUCUUAAAAAAAUAAUUAUUAUUGUAUGUACGAGUCGGGAAAGGUUUACAGCCUAACUCAAAGGUCUUUUAUCAUGGUGUCCUUUUAACAGUGUAUGACCGCUGUGUUCUCGCUCUCAAACUAAAGCAGUGAAGCUCAUGAAUUGGUCAGUAACAGUAUCUGAGGAGCCUUUAACGGAUGGGAAACUUCAUGUCCACUAGUGCUGGAAGGUUUUCAAACCAGACAUAUAUACAGUUUAUACAGGAUGUGGUGUCUCAUAACUGCGUCGUUAUAUUCUCCAAGACAACGUGUCCUUAUUGCAAGAUGGCCAAGAAUGUCUUUAAUCAAAUAGGAGCUUCCUAUAAGGUGAUUGAACUGGAUGAACAUCAUAACGGCCAACAGCUUCAAGAGGCUUUAGCACAAAUGUCCGGUGCCAGAACGGUCCCAAGAGUCUUUGUCAAUGGACAGUGCAUUGGAGGAGGCUCUGAUACGCGACAGCUUCAUGAACAGGGCAAACUGUUGCCACUCAUUGAGAAGUGUAACCCAUGCUGCCUGAAUAAUGCUUCAGAAGGAUCAGGGAGUGGGCAAUAUACUUCAUGACUGUUGAUUAAUUUAUGCACUAUUACCAUCCUCCUGCAGUCCAGAUGAAUUAAAUCAGCGAAUACUGAGAUAAAGAACUAAUAACUGCUAUCCGGCAUAAGUGGUGUAUUUUGGUCUUUUUUGUUGUUCUUGUUGUUGUUAAAAAAAUGUUCCUACCUCAGUACUGUUCAUUCGUGUAUAGUUUUUAAAAUAAAGUAAUAGUGCAAUAAAA